Molecule: messenger RNA, 492 nt
Organism: Wasmannia auropunctata (little fire ant)
Lineage: Eukaryota; Metazoa; Arthropoda; Insecta; Hymenoptera; Formicidae
Exons: 1
Coding region: 1-492 (163 amino acids)
Source: RefSeq, a predicted model, not a curated record
AUGUUUACACUCACCGGCGCAUACAAGUGGGUCGACGCCCUGCCAGAUCUCGUAUCGGAUUACAACGCGCGCAAGCAUCGCACCAUCGGCAUGCGCCCCGCCGCCGUGACUCCCGUGAUCGCCGAGAGACUGUUGAAAACGGUGUACAGCGCGUUAAAGAUCGCAGGUCCAGCGAGAUUCAAAGUAGGUGAUUCGGUACGCGUGAGCAAGUACAAGACGAUUUUCGAGAAAGGUUACACGCCGAAUUGGACCACCGAGGUGUUCAAGAUCGCAAAAGUACAGCGUACCAAUCCCGUGAUCUAUCUGCUCGAGGACUAUCGCGGAAAAUCAGUCGCUGGAGGGUUCUACGAGCACGAGUUGCAUCGCGCGACGUAUUCGGACGUGUAUCUCGUGGAGAAGGUGCUGCGCAGGAAAGGGGACGAGGUGUACGUGAAGUGGCUGGGAUUCGAUGGAUCGCACAAUUCGUGGAUACACAAAGAUUCUCUGGUUUAA